This is a messenger RNA of Macadamia integrifolia, 979 nucleotides long. Its product is annotated as protein FAR1-RELATED SEQUENCE 11-like. The record is from RefSeq and is a predicted model, not a curated record. Bases 374 to 979 code for a protein of 201 amino acids. Lineage: Eukaryota; Viridiplantae; Streptophyta; Magnoliopsida; Proteales; Proteaceae. Gene Ontology annotation, biological process: regulation of DNA-templated transcription. The transcript is spliced from 4 exons.
UUAACUCUUUCACCAAAAAAGCAACAAUAUGCUUAACUCACCGGAGCAGUAAAACCAGAGAGAUUGAACUUUCUUUGAGGGAGAUUGAGUGUUUCAUGAAGGAGAACGAGAAAAGGCAAUAGUUGCACAAGAGAAUCGUUGGGUUUGAUUUCAUAUUGCAAGAGUUCAACCUAUCGCGAAAACACAACAACAAGAUAAGGGCUUGGACAUCCACUGCAGAAUCGUUGUGUUUGAUUUCUUAUUGCAAGGAUUCAACAAAAGAGUUGCAACCUAUCGCGAGAACACAACAGCAAGAAAAGGGCUUGGACUUGGCCAGUUUCUCAUCCCAUUCGAGUGAUACGGUAUUAUUUAUUUGAUAUUUGGUUGUAGACAAAUGGAAGGUGGAACAUCGCAAGUGUUCUUGAAGUUAAUGGGUGGGAAGGCCCCCAAAACUAUUAUCACUGAUGAUGAUCCCCAAAUUGGUGCUGCAAUUGAGAACAUUUGUCCGGCCACCAAGCAUGCAUUAUGCAUGUGGCAUAUUGCAAAAAAAUUCCCUGAAGUGUUGUCUACUAUUUUGAAAGCUCAAUUUAAGGAAUGGAACAAGACAUUUCAAGAACUAAGCAAGAUAGGGACAACCGAAGACUUUGACAAGGGUUGGCAAUCAAUGUUGGAAGAGUACGAGUUAGUAGCCAAUGUACAUUUAAGGAGACUAUUUUGUAGCCGUACUAAGUGGGCGAAACCAUAUCUCAAGCCUUAUUUCUUUGCUGGAAUGAGGACUACUCGCAAAUCCGAGUCAAUGAAUGCAUUCAUAAAGCAAACAAUUUCAUCACAAACUCUUCUAACAGAUUUCAUUGAUCAGAUUGAAAAGACAGUAAGGGCGUUGGAUCAAAAGGGAGAGCAGAAAGGCGUGCAACAAAAAGCAACUAUAGUAUCAAUUUUGACUCAACACCCAAUUGAGUUGCAUGCCUCUAAAAUUCUCACAUUUAUACGCAUGUUAUGA